Gymnogyps californianus (California condor) is the source of this 832-nucleotide messenger RNA. It is a transcript of the gene TMEM218, whose product is annotated as transmembrane protein 218. The transcript has 3 exons. The record is from RefSeq and is a predicted model, not a curated record. The coding region runs from base 1 to 417 and encodes 138 amino acids. NCBI's taxonomy places the organism in Eukaryota, Metazoa, Chordata, Aves, Accipitriformes, Cathartidae.
AUGGCGGGCACGGUGCUGGGUGUGGGGCCGGGUGUGUUGGUGCUGCAGCUGCUCUGGGGCCUGGCGCUGCUGCUCUGCCUGGCGCUCUCCCGCACGGCCGGCCGGGCCCGGGAAGGGGGGGCACGGACGGACCAGGCCGGGCCCGGUGCUGAGGCCGCUCCGCCCGCCUCUCCCCGCAGGUUCGCCGUGGUGCUGGUGACGCUGGGGGCAGCCGUCCUCAGCGCCGCGCUGCUGCUCUUCCCCCGGGAGGACGAGCGCCCGGCCACGGCCGCCGCCGAUGAGAUCGUGGACACCUUCUUUAUCGGCCGCUUCGUCCUCCUGGCCCUGAUGAGCCUGGUCUUACUUGGGUGCCUGUUCCUGCUCCUGAUUUACCACCUCAUGGAGCCGGUGUACGCCAAACCGCUCCACAGCAGCUAGUGGCAGCCGGCGGCAGCAAUCCCCGUGAAGAGGAAAUCCUUGAUUUCAUGGCAAUAAACCAGGAAGGGAGACCAGGAGACUGUUCUGGAGGUGAACGCAUCGAUUUUUCCGAGCUCAGAGAGAGCCGGUGAAGCCAGUGAAGUGUGUCGCUUGCACCCAGCGUGGCGUCUUUCGUCUUUAAAAGCAAAGUUUGGACUGGGCACGAGUGCCUUCGUCUCCGGAGGCAAGCCUCUGCAGGCUGCGAAAGGUGCUUUAACCUCUCUCUCUUUUCUCUUUUACAGGAGAGUUGAAAUCCAUGCACUUUGUACUACACUUGAUUCAAUGAAUUGAACUUGAACCGAGAUGGUUUGUUAUCGUUAUCCGCAAGAGAUGGUUUGUUACCAUUCCUUUUUCACCUUAGUUUAAUAAAAGUCUC